Molecule: messenger RNA, 1471 nt
Organism: Magallana angulata
Lineage: Eukaryota; Metazoa; Mollusca; Bivalvia; Ostreida; Ostreidae
Exons: 1
Coding region: 395-1189 (264 amino acids)
Biological process (GO): protein polyubiquitination; proteasome-mediated ubiquitin-dependent protein catabolic process
Molecular function (GO): ubiquitin protein ligase activity; protein binding
Source: RefSeq, a predicted model, not a curated record
AGAAAAAAACAUGAUUUACAAACAGAUUUGCAAAAAAAACCCAAAAAUCUGAACUUAAGGAAAUGCAUUCCAAGCAAAUGGCUGAACUUAAUACAGGAAGAAGAAAUAAACACAUACUAUUUCUGAAAUCAAACAUAGCAUCACAGAUCUCAAGGAUGUACUGAAAUCCAAUGAUGUCGGAAUUGUUUCUGCCUACAAACCUAGGAAUGAAGAUUUCAGAGAAUUGCCUCCAAAACUCUCAGUUUUUCUACCAAAAAUUAACAAAAAGCAGCUUUAUCAACAAUUUGGUUCACUUGUGCCAUUACCUAUUACUAAAGAGGCUAAAAGCUCCCAAUUAAAAAAAAAAUCAGAAGCUAAAGUGUCUCCUCUCAAGUCCUUUUGUGAUUUGCCGCAGAUGACAACAAUCGUACAGACACAGCAUGAAGACGAGGAGAGUUGUCAACGCAGUGUUACCUGUCACAGUGAUGAUGAAAUAUGGACGUGUAGACACGAUAACAUAAUGCGUCUCUACAACCUGCAUGGAGAACUAGUGAAGAAAGUCCAAACCAAGUCAGGAAACAUGCCACAGGACAUAGCAGUGACAAGGGGUGGGGAUCUAGUUUAUACUGAUAACAAAGACAGAACCGUGAACGUAGUGAAGAAUAAACAGAUACAGACAGUAAUCAGACUACAGGGGUGGAAACCUCUCGGUGUCUGUAGUGCCUCCUCUGGUGACCUUCUGGUUGUCAUGGUCAGUGAUGAUGAUAAACAAACAAAAGAUGUUUGUUACUCUGGCUCCACAGAGAAACAAAGUAUUCAGUACGACGACAAAGGACGACCUCUCUAUUCAUCUGGUAGUUACAUCUGUGAAAAUAGAAACCUAGAUAUUUGUGUAUCUGACAUAUCAGCCCGUGCAGUAGUGGUGGUCAAUCAGGCUGGAGAGCUCCGUUUUAGAUACACUGGACGGUCCUCUUCAUCAAAGGUAUCAUUUACACCAUAUGACAUCACCACUGACAGCCAAAACCGGAUCAUAACUGCAGACAGUAAUAACAACUGUAUCCACAUCCUGGAUCAGGACGGACAGUUCAUAUCCUACAUUGACAACUGUCAAUUACAGUAUCCUUGGGGUCUCUGUGUAGAUAGUAGAGACAAUUUGUUUGUAUCUGAGUAUGACACAGGUAAAGUAAAGAAAAUACAAUACUAUGUGUAGACCGGUGAAUUGCAUGCAACUAAUGUGAAGAAAGGGACAUUUUGUUUUAUGAGAACAGCUGUAAAAGACAUGUAUAACUUUUGCCCUUCUGACAUUCAAAAGUGCCAUUUUUAGUUAAAUACACACUGUAUCUGUCCUAUUUCAAGAAUGUGUACUGUUGGUUCCAAGAAUUGUUGAUAUUUACAUAUAAUUACUGUUCUUUCUGAUAACUGUUGUGAGUAAUAAUGAUUGUUGGUAAUUACUGACAUAGUUAGUUCAGUUAAUUUUGCAGUUUCUAGUUUA